Messenger RNA from Lethenteron reissneri (Far Eastern brook lamprey), 1968 nucleotides. RefSeq names its product pyridoxal phosphate binding protein (gene PLPBP). Gene Ontology annotation, molecular function: pyridoxal phosphate binding. NCBI's taxonomy places the organism in Eukaryota, Metazoa, Chordata, Hyperoartia, Petromyzontiformes, Petromyzontidae. Gene Ontology annotation, cellular component: intracellular anatomical structure. The record is from RefSeq and is a predicted model, not a curated record.
UCUCGGCUAGAGUCCCGACUGCAAGAGCGUUGUGGUAAUCUUGCCGACAUCGUUCCACGUACAAUACGCUAAUUAUAAUUAAAUUGAAUACUUUCUCGCUAUUAUAAUCGUUAUCGUUGGUAUUAACACGGAACUAUCAUCAGUGGGCAGGUGCGGCUUGUGGCUCAACGUUGCUCCCCAUGCAAGAUUCAAUGGAAUUGGCAGGAGCACUUUGCUCCGUGUUGGAUAAAGUGAGGGCGGCCACUGCCCGCAGGCCACUUCAUCUCCCAGACACUCUACCAUGCCUGGUGGCGGUGAGCAAGACCAAGCCGGCAGCUAUGGUGAUCGAGGCCUACAAGCACGGGCAGCGUCACUUUGGAGAAAAUUAUGUUCAGGAAUUGGUAGAAAAGGCAUCGGAUCCUCAGGUGCGGUCGCAAUGUCCUGAGAUAAAGUGGCAUUUUAUCGGCCACCUACAGAAAGGCAAUGUCAACAAGCUCGUGACUACGCCAAACCUGUACGUGGUGGAGACUAUUGACUCGAUCAAGCUCGCUGAACGGGUAAAUGCUUCCUGGCAGAAGAAAAGCUCGGAAAAGUUAAAGGUCAUGAUACAGAUCAAUACGAGCAGUGAAGACAGCAAACAUGGGCUGCCACCUAAAGACACCGUGGACACUGUGAAGCUAGUCUUAGACAAGUGCACUGGACUGGAGUUCUUUGGAUUGAUGACAAUCGGAAUGUAUGGACAUGACCUGUCUCAGGGACCCAACCCAGACUUUCAGAAAUUGUUGGCUUGCCGUGUCAACUUGUGUGAGAAGCUUGGAUUGAAGCCUGAGACCAUUCAAAUGAGCAUGGGGAUGUCAGGAGACUUUGAGCAUGCGAUUGAAGUCGGGGCCACGAGCAUCCGGGUUGGCAGCACGAUCUUCGGAGAGCGGGACUACGGAAACAAGGGAGCGAACAAAGGUAGCGACGGAGAGGAGGAGAGGGGUUCUGCCGGAAGAUAAAACCAAACUCCCGCCGCCAUGCUGUUUGUCAUGGAACCUUGCUGUUUCAGAACAGUGCUGGACUUGAGUGCUUGCUAUCGCGGAUUUUGAGCGCUUUAAGGAUGCGGUAACAAUUGUAUGAUUCUUCAUUCGAAAUCUCGCUGGCUUUAAAGCGUUUGCACUUGGGCAUGAUGUUGUUGCUUUUGCUGGAAGUUUGAAAACAAUAUGCAGGCUGCCCAUUGGUAUUACAAAACACUCGAAUAAGUUGAAAUUCAUGCAUUGGAAAUUCGCAUUCGAUUAAUAAUGUGUGAAGUGGUACAUUCAUGAAUCCAUUAUUAUAGUCAUGUUUAGAGUCACUGCUCCAUUGUGGUUCCUAAAUUUGAAUUUACCGAGUAAAUGAUUAAAGAUCUGCAUUUGUUAGUUAGGUGUAAAUUUUACACUUUGCUAAACACUACAAGGGCACACCAUUGGAACCUCAUUUGUCAGAAGAAAAAAUAUGAUAAUUGUUUUUUUACCCUUUUAUCUGGCAACAACACUGACACCUUUUUUACAAGGAGGCAUGUUUGCAUAGACCACAAUACCUGCAGUCGUAAUGCAAACAAAAAACACGUAACUCUGAUAAUGUAUGCACUGUCCUUGUGCAGUGCAUACAUUAUCAGAGUUACAUGUUUUUUGUAGUUGUGCAGUGCAUCCAUUAUCAGAGUUAUGUGUUUUUUGUUUGAAUUACGACUGCAGGUAUUGUGGUCUAUGCACACAUGACUCCUUGUAAAAAAGGUGUCAGUUUUGUUGCCAGAUAAAAGGGUAAAAAACCAAUUAUCACUACAAGGGCACGUGUUGCUUUCUGUUGUCAUUCUGAUUGUUUAAUAUUUCCUAGAUUUGUAGCGUUCGCAGGAUCCAAUCACUUGAGUUUCCAGUUGCCUUGCAGUGAAACUCACAUUUUGGAAGAUUCCGGUUGAUUUUCAAUGACAACGCCAGGGUUGUUUACUUCAAUAAAAGUUUUAUGCAUUACCAA